AUGGACGCAGCUACAAGUGAAAACAAGUUAAAAAGGAUUGCACAACUGAGAGCACAGCAAUUUAAGAUCAGAGAGGAAUGUAUCACCAGAGCAAGAAGCCCAGCUGGGCAGCCUGUGGCUUAUCAGAAAGUGAAGGAAAAAUCUAAUAUCAACAGGCGUUCUCGUGUGAUGUCAGAUCCAGACAUACCAGGCUCUCUUGUGAUAUUAAACGCCAAAGGAUUAUUUCAAGGAAAGAAUGGUAAUGUAUCUGUGAGUAAUCAGGAAAGACAUUGUAAGUCUGUUAGCAAGAUGGAUAGAGGCACCACAAACAGGCCUGUAUUUUGUGAUCCCUCAAUUAGCAGCAAGGAAUCAAAAGUGAGUGACCUGAAGAAGAGGUUUGAAGCUGUUUGUCAGCAUGAUAUUGAAAGAGACAAAUUAAAGAUUGAGGGUGAAUUUUUGAAUCCAUUACACAAGAUAAAUCAGCGCUCAAACACAAGUGGCAAAUCAAGGGAUGUUCGGAGAAACCUUAAGGAAGUUUCCAGUGGUGAGUUUGAUUCUCCAAGGGAUAAAGGAGUGACUGAAACUGAUUUGGCAAAUCCUUUGCAGAAAGCUAGUCAGGGAUUUGCUUCAGUGACUGUCAACAAAUCAAAGAAACCUGUUCAGAAGGACACUGAAAAGCCCCUCACAAGUGAAGCCAAGGAAUGUGACAGUUUAAAAGACAAAGAUAAAGGUGAUCUUUCAAACUCAAAUCCUCUGGACAAAGUUAAUGAGGUUUUGGUUUCAAGAACUGAUCAGAAAUCAAAGGCAAAUAUACAGAAAAAGCUUGAAAAUGUUCUUCAUUCCACUGAUGUGUUGAUUAAAAAAUCGACUUCACCUCCAAAUGCAAAUGCUGUCAUUGCUGAGCCUGUUUCAGCAGAACAGUUGACAGAGUUAGAAAUGAAGAAGAAACCGCCAGAUAGACCUCCACCAAGACCCCCAAAGAAAGAUCCUUUAAAACGUGUGAAGAGUGAAUCUAACCCCAUGCCACUAAGUGAAAAUCACGAAGGAACAACAAAUCUGCAUGUUCAAGAAGGAGAGAGUAUGGAGGAGAUAAUUCAGAAUGAAAAUGAGGUUCUACAGCGGAGGUCAGAAAGUGAAGGUAUUGUGAAUGGUAACAAUGAAAUUAAUAGCAAUGAUGAAAAUGGUGAUGAUGAUGAUGAAGACGACAAUGAAUGGGACACCGACUUUGAUGACGACAUUGACGAUGAGGAAGAGGAUAGAAUAAAGCGGGAUUCUCAGUCGAGCCAAGAGAGUUCAGGCGAUGGAGAAUCUCUUGUAAGUUAAAUGUGUCAUUUUGAUUUACAGCAGUUCAAUUGAAUUACAGUUUUAAAUGCUUGCAUGGUGAUACAGUGUAACAUUAUUUAAUAAAUAUUUUAAAGUACAUUACUCUGCAAAAUCAAGCUGCAGUAAUGGUUGGAGGUGUGAAUUAUAUAUGACGUAGGUCAAAAUGAAGCUCAGGUUACAAUGGCUUGAACCUAGUUUAAUUCUCACUUUCAUUUGUGUUUCUAACCCGCAUUACUCAUUAUUGUGAAAAAUGUUAGGGUCGCUAGACAAACGAAAGUGAGAAUCAGCUUAGGUUGAAACCAUUUUAACCUAGAUUUCAUUUUGGCCUACAAUAUGUAUAAUGAAAAACUGAUGUUCAACUGAAGUUAAGAGCAAACCUAUACCUAUACCCAGGUAAUCUAUAAAUUCAUGAUGGGUUUGAAUGUAUUUACAUGUUAUAUAAAUUAUGUUUUGGUUAAAAUAUUUUAACCACUGAGGUGGGAUUUUAUUUAUUGAUUUAUUCUUAACUUUAACUCUGUGUUCCUGAGAUUUAACCAAUACAAAAAUAUGUAGGUCCUGCUGAUUUUUUUUUAAUAAUUUGUAAAACCAAAAACACUGCAUAUAUGUAAGAAAGCAUAGUAUAUCCAUUGUUAUUGUAAAUUUCUUUAUUCAUUGUUCUUAUUGCUCUAUUUGUUCUCUAAUUCUUGAUAAUUUGACUUCAUUUAUUUUGACCUCACUCUAAGUGUGUAUAAAUGUUUAAUCUAAAGUGUGUUAAUGUAAUAUGCAAUGAAGUUGUUUUACAAUAUUAGUGUCUGGUGACGGGUUCUGGCACUUUUUGGCCUUGAGGAGGCUAGAAAAUUAAGGGUUUUAACUGUUAAAACUAGAAAUACAUAUCUUGCAAUAACUUAAAUUUCAAGAUCACUAUGGAUUUCACAGGUUCCGAGCUCUGGGCUCCUAUAGUGAGUUAUUUUUCCAAGAGCACAGCUGUGCUGAUUUGCAAUAAAAUAUAGAACACCCGAGUUUUAAAUGCUAUCAUGCAUAGCUGUUAUUCAGAAUGUGAGAGGUCAUCCAUACUACUUGUAAUGAUGAUCCUGCCCUUCACUCAUAAGCUGCUUAAGAUGAGUUUUUUUUAUCUUCAACAGCAACAGAAAAGGGUUAAUAAUAGCAGUUGAAUUAAAGUACUUUUACAAGAUCAAUAUCACGGCUGUACUCUAUCAGCGCCUGGUGGCCCCUGGUGCCUAACUUUUGCUCCCAGGCGACUAGAAAAUCUUAGUUUUUUUUAUACAAAUCAUAUGAUGGGCACCCUAGAUUUUACACUGCAGUUUCAGAGCACCGGUCUCCCUUUUAUUUUCCAUACAGCAGAGCGUUGAAUGUUACACUCCAUGUGGCUGCAUUGUCAUGUUGCAGCUCCCUUUCACCGUGCAAUCAGCUCUGACUGAUAACCCUUUAAGUCCCAAUGGUGACCAACUUCAAUUUUCUCCCAACAAUAUUCAUACCUUGUCAGGAGAUUAGGUUAUGAGAAUUUAUGAAAUGAUCACAAAAGAGAAAAAUAAAAAUGCUUUGAUCUGCCAUUAAAUUCUCUCAACUAAUUCUUAAAGGAAAUGUAUGGAGAUCAGUUUGGAGAAUUUGUAUGUGGAUAUUGGGGCUUAAAGAGAUAAUGGUGUAUAUUUGCCCUCUUUCCUGCCUCACUAUAUCAGAAGCUUUGUAUUACUGGUCACUAUGGCAACAUUAAAAGCAUGUGGCAUAUGUUCUUUAAUGUGCUACUCCAACUUGUGAUGCACCAGAGUAGAAAAUUUUCAGGAGAAAUGUUGUAGUUCAAAGUUAUUUUAUUAUCAUUGCCAUACUUGAAUGGACCAAUAUUCAAUAUUCAUAUUGGUUUUUUAAAAAGUCAUUCAAUUUAUAUUGUAGUCUUUGUGGUUUGAUAUCUUGUAUUAUCGCUGGGAUUGAGCACUAUGUUUACAAAUGAACAAAUGUUGACAAAACAAAGAAGCUAAGUUUAUAGGUCCUUUUAUGGAUGUUUACUUGUGUACUCUCCUAAAGUACAGCAUUUAAAUGGCUAGUUGGAUUUGUGGAUUUAAAAUAAUCUUAUUAUAAUGAAUCUAGUAGCAAUUUAUUUGAGAACAUUAUUAGUAUUGAUAUGUAAAUUAAAAGAGUUCGUGAUAUUUUUUUCACUGUUAGUUUUGAAGAUAUUAUAUGUCACGUCAUUGACAUAGUCAGUUUUAAAUCAUUUCUUUAAUACUUCUUUUUAUUAAUGUAUCUUGCAACUUUUUUGCUAGGAAUUUCCAGAUGCCAUAUCCAAGAAACUCUACAAUAUUGCAUCAGAAAUUCUCACCACAGAAAGAGCGUAAGAGCCAUCUUUAUCACAUUUGGGGGAAAUUUAAGUAGCAACCUCUUAUUUUUUAUUUCAUUUUAUUUAUUUAUUUUUUUAACAUGAGACAUAUCUCUAACAGCCUUGCACCAUUUUAGGCAGACAAAUUAACCAGAAAAGUUGUUGGACAUACUUAUAUUGACUUUAAAUUUCUUUAAUUACUUUGCAUAUCUUUCACUACAAAUUGAGAAUUUUUAGUAUUUGAACAGACAUCAUGUCCAACUGCAGGCAAGAUUUAGUCAGACAGGAUUGUCGCUAAGAUUUCGAGUUGCCGGGUAAAUACAACAAGUAGGUGGAGAAUCAAACACCGAGGGGUUUCUUUUGGUUCUAAUUUUCUUCUAUUUUCCAAUAAAAGUAGCCUGGGGCCACACUCAUAGUCGCCGGGGGAAAUCCCCGGCCCCCGGCUCUUAAUGACAGCCCUGGUCAGACAUGGGCAUUUUAGCAAAUCAUUGUCCAUUGACUGACAUGUCAGUUAUUUGCAGCUCUGUGGUUGUGCGUACUGUUUAUAAUCUUGCUUUAUCUAACAGGUACGUCCGAAGACUAAAUCUCUUAGAUCAGGUAAGAAUUAUACACAAUUCCCCUUUUAAGUUAUUGUUUUACUUUUGCUAUUUAGCGUAAAAAUUAUUAAUAUUUUCUGGAAGGCCUAAACAGGCCAUUUUCCCUUCCUCAGCUUAAUUAUGGGAAAGGAAGGAGUUGGAGUCUGAGUUGUAAUCAAGCAUAGUUCUAACUUUACGAUCUAGUGAAAACAGCAUUCUGAUUCUGCUUACGAAUCUGUCAUUUAUGAUCAAGUGAAAACUAGGUUGUCGGAGUCACAAGCAGAAGCAGAAGAACGAAACCAAGCACAAAGCGUGAGAAUGUGCAUUGUGAUUGGUUUAUUCUUCCGCUUCUGCUUCUGACUGUGACAACCUGUUUUUCACUAGAUUGUAAGCAACGGAGUCAUAAGCAGAGUUGGAAGAAAAUGGAAAAGAUUUGAUUCUUCCUAGUCCGAUUCCGUCACACUCUGCUUACGACUCAGAUUUUUUAUUUUCACUGAGUCAUAAGCGCUCUUACGACUCCGCUUACAACUCUGACUCCGUAAACCCUUCAUAGCCUUCUCAUAGGUGUGAGUGGUGAGAGGGGGAACACAUCAGACUUACCAACACAUUUGACUAACAUUCAUGCGAUUCUUUUUGUCAGGUGUUUUACAUGAGACUUAACAAUGAAUGUUGUGCCAAAGGAGUUAUACCAUUGGAAGCUUUAAAUGAUAUUUUCUCAAACAUCCAAGCAAUUCAUCAACUCCACAGAGAUUUUCUCUUGCCAAAACUGGAAGGAAGGAUGAAAGAAUGGUAAGAUUGUUUACCUCAAACACUUGUUUGAAGCUCCCAAUGUUACGAGCACCAAUUUUGGUUCAACAGGCAUCCACCUGGCUGUAGCCAAGCUUCAAUGUAACCAGAUCAGACAAAAAUGUCAGCGUUAAAACUAUUAGUGCGUGAGCAUGCAGUAAAAGUUGCUGAUUGCGUUUCUUACAUUAUGAUUGUAACAUGGCUGAAAAAAAAUAUAGUAAACUUGCCUGGUGAUAUGAGUGAUGGUGUUACUUAAUUGUUUACAGGUAAACAAAGAAAAGGUUAUGGCAAAGAUAAAUCACAUUUCACCUGUUGAAAUGUCAUCUGCAUUCUAUUGUCUUAGCAGGGUUGUCAGAAAAUUUUGAAGUAGACGGCUGAGUUGUCAAAGUAAGCGGCCAGUCCGGGGAUAUUUUAUUGUAAAAACGCCAUCCAUAAAGAACUGCCAAAUACCAAUAGUAGGCGGCGAUUUUCGCUGACAGCCGACUUCUUUUGACAACCCUGGUCUUAGAUUAUUUUACUUGACUUCAGAAAGAUCCAAAUUAGACUUCUUAAAUAUCACUGUAUAAUAUGAUUUUUCCAAAGGUCAACAAACAACCAGAUUGGAGACAUACUCAAAGGCCUUGCUCCUUUCUUGAAGGUAAGUUUUACUUGUGGUUAAAGUGUAGUAAGUGUAACAUUAAACUUCUUUACAGUAUUAUUGUCUUGUUUUCCAUUAUUGUCGUGUAGUUAAACUCAUCGUCAAUGGAUGAGCUUUCAAACCCCAAGUGUUUAGGUAGCUAGAUUAUUGAGAUGGUAACCAUAGCAAGCAAGUAAGCUGGAACCCUUGUAAGUGGACUCACAAGGCAACAACACGCUGGCAAGUCAGUGGAAUAAUACUCAUCUGUGCCAAACAAUGAUUACUUAUGACCAAGACAGGGCAAUGGUGGGUGGGUGGGUGAGGGGAAAGUGCGAGAAUCAGUGCUUGAUCUGCAAAGACCAGUGGAACUUGUCAGAACAAAGUGGAGGCCAGGCCACUUACUCAGUGCAAAUCAUGUGCUCUUCCACUGUACGCAAUGAUUUAAGUUUAACUUUACCCAAGAUUGCCUCUUGCACAUCUUACGUAUGGCUAGCCUAGCCUGAAUUACUAGCAGGGAGUAGACAGGGUACUAGGGAGUGUCCCCACCCGUGUUUUCCCACCCUCCCAAAGAAAGACUCUUUCUGCCAUGCAUUUGUGUAAUACUUUUGUUAAAAAUAAGAAAAUAUUAAUCUUCUCUUUUUGUUUUUCUUCAGAUGUAUACACUUUAUGUUGGGAACUUUGACAAAGCAACAGAAGCCUUGUCAACCUGGACCAAGAAAUCGCCAGCCAUGGCAGCUGUGAUUGAAGAAAUUCAAGUAAGCUUUUCAUUUUUUUCCUGCAUAAGUCUUAACUGUCGUACUAUAAAAAAGUUGUUAAUAAUCAGAACUAGUUAUUUAUUAGCUCAGUCGGUAGAGCACUCGACUACAACGCGGGAGGUUGUGGAUUCGAUUACCGGGGACCGGACCAAUACUCUUAGUCUUAAAAUAACUGAGAAAUGAAGGCACUGCCUUUAACCUAAAAACAGCUAGACCUUCGCGCGGCUCGGAUCGUAAAAUGGCCGUCUUAAAAAUAUUGUCCUCAAUUAGUAGUUUAUUGCUAAAUACAUUGACCCUUGAAUAAACUGCAUUUUUUAACAUUUUAGAAAAGCAAGGAGUGUGAAAAUCUUACUCUCCAGCAUCACAUGUUAGAGCCAGUUCAGCGAGUUCCUCGUUACCAGCUGCUAUUAAAAGGUUAGUUUGGGGCAGGUAUCUUGAACAGGUCACUGUUUUACAAACAAAUAAAUAAACAAGACCAGAAGUGUCUCCUAGACUGAAUCCCUAUUCAUUUUUUGUUCUUUAUGGAGAGGAAACUAUGUGGUUUAGUUGAUUAACUAAAAAAAGUGACCUGUUAUCGUGGCCUAUGGAAUGUGACCCGUACACACAAAAGAAUGCUCUCCGUUAGUUUUUCCGACAAACCACCAAUUUCGUUUGUGCAUGAAAAAUUGCAUUCGUGGUCCGAUACAGGGUAAGAGACCCAGGGGUUUGCCAACUUCUAGACAUUAGCAGAGUAUUCCUCUAAAAGAAGUAUGUAGCUGCUCUGGAGAAAAGGGCGAGUGCACUUUAGACCUGGCAAAUCUGACAGUUGUCAGAAAUUAUAUCUCGAACGUCGAGCUGACGUUCUUCUUUUCUCUUUCCUCUGUCCGAGGCUAGCCUCCCUCGCAGUUUCUUUUUAAGAGAAGAAUUGGGCAGGUGGUAGUAUUGAAAUAUAGCUUUCUAAAAACGACUGGCAGGGAGCUUCAGGAUCGUUUGCUUUGUGUACAUUUUUCGCCUUCCAUUUCUUGAUUUUAUUACCUGUAGGUCAAUAGGCCAUCUCCGAGUUCUUAAAACUCUUACUUUCAAAACAAGGCGAAGCGUAAAAACUUUCUUAUGAGGAGUUUAAUUUGCGGUAGAAUAAAAAUUCAUUUUCAUAUCAUUGGCUUCGCACUUAGCCUCGCUUUGAAACAGAGACUUGGGGCAACUCAGAAAUAGCCUUUUGGACACAUGAGCAGUCGAAGCAAGAGUAACCGCGGUUCAGCAUAGAUUUGACCUUUAUUUCUUAAAUAAAAUUUUUGCACCAGAAAAACGUUUCAAAAAAGGGUGUUUGGCCAGCUUGUUACGCGAAAGAAUCUUACAGUAUGGCCAUUCAAAUCAAACCUCUUAUUCAGCACUGAAUACUUUACGUGGUUGUUAUAUUGAAAAUGGAUUUUGUGGUUUUUCGUGAAAUUUGACUGGAGAAUCGAAGCUACAACUUUUAUUUCCUCUUAGAUUACCUCUCAAAACUUCCAGCAGAUUCUGGGGACUUGAAGAAUACCUCAGGUAUGUAGUAAAUAUUUCCGUUAAACACAUAAACCUUGUUGUGUUCUUUGCUCCCUCGGCUUAAAUGCUUGCGGGCCUCUUUGCUCUGCUAACAAUGUAUGAACUUUGGUUACUGUGAUCUUUUUAGAUGCACUGGAAAUAAUCGCCGAGUCAGCUAGACAUGCCAACGACAGCAUGAAAAAAACGGUAAAUGAAUAAACCAUGAAUAAUAUUGUUUCAUUCUAAGCGUAAUCCCUCCUCUUGUUCAUUUUUUAGGGCGCGUUCAAUUGAUACGGUUGACGAGAUAUUUAAACAAAUUUUCCGCGUAUUCUUAUUCGGGAAUACAAUACGCCAGUCAGAGGAACGAGCCCUUAAUAUGUUUUGAGCCUAGUUAAGUGUAUCUAUUGAUUAAAAAACCCAAUGAAAAAAGUCUUCAUUAUCCUUUUAAAAACAAUCCAGGUUACCCAAGUCUCAACUCUGCUAUUAAAUUUACUCACUAAAGUGUAUUUCCCUUGUGAAAACAGGAACGAUUCAAGAUUCUUUUGGAAAUUCAGGAAAGAAUAGGAGAUGAUUAUCCUCUUAUAACGGCAAGCCGGGUUAGUACCUAUCAAACCAAAAUUGCUACGUCCAGUGAACUUAGCUUGCAUUUAAAGAAAGUGGCUCUUUAAGUUGCUGCAUGUUUGAAUUGUAUUAUUAUCAUUAUCAUUAUCAUUAUCAGCAUCUUCAUUAUUAUUAUUAUUAUUAUUAUUAUUAUUAUUAUUAUUAUUAUUAUUAUUAAUAUCAGCUUAACUUCCCAUGUUACCUUGCCCACUGGCAAACGAAGAUAAAAUCUCUGUAGGGCACUCAACACAUAAAGUCAUAAGUGCGCCGCAACCAGCGCUGAAAGAGUGAAUUGGGACAAGCAACGACUUUGAAUUAAAUUGUUUUCGUUGUUUUUCCUGUCUAGGAAUUAGUCAUGGAGGGAGAAUUCAGAAAGGUAGCUGCAAGGACAACUGAUAGUCAUCAAGAAAGAACUCUUAUGCUGGUGAGCGCUAGUUAACAAAUCGACCACAAUUUUACAUGGUCUACACUCUUAUAGACCAUAGAAAUGACGUCAUAAAAUGUUCAAAACUCAAGUGGAACCACGACCCGCUUUUUGUAGAAGAGCAAAAAACAUCUAUGUUAAGUCAAUUUCUGACAAGACACGCAAGUAGUAGCCCCGUCAUGUUUGUCACCCUCAAGCGUUUUGCCGUCCUCUUCUUUCUGCCUUCCUGUUCCGUUAAGUCACUAUUGUGUCGUGACCUUGAAGUAGGCAAAGACAGUGUGCGCUGAUGAAAAAAAGAAUUCCAGCCAUAACAACUUUUUCGUUUGCAUUCCUUAGUUCAAUGACGUUCUUCUUUGCUGUGCCAAGUUUCCUGGAACAAACAGAUAUAAAGUGAAAGUGGAGAUGGACUUGUAUGGAAUGGAGGUGGACUCUGUAGAUGAAGAGAUUGAGGUGGAAAAUGCUUUUCGCAUCACCAGCAAGCAAAGGGUGAUGGACUUCACCGCAGCAUCCGGUGACGCAAAGUGGACAUUCAUAAACAAAAUUGAAGAGACAAUAAACGAGCUUACCAUAAAACGAGAAAGCUAUCGAAGGGGGAGCAAGAUCGAAGUCAUUCAAGAGGGGGACUUGGGCAAGAAGGCGCCGGCCUGGGUACGAGACGAAGCAGUGAGCAUGUGCAUGCUAUGUGACGUUUUGUUCACAAAGUUUCGGCGGCGACACCACUGUCGCGCCUGUGGGAGGGUGGUCUGUGGACAUUGCUCGAGCUUCAAAGCCGCUCUGGAAUACAAAAAGGGAAAGUUGGAGAAAGUCUGCCAGUGUUGUCAUAAAGUUCUUGUGACAGGUUCCAGCGAAGAGAAAGCUAAGGAAGCCGUGGCAAAAGGAAACAGUAUACUUAAAAUCGGUAACGCGAAUAUUUGGCAAAGUGGAUAUUUAAACUUUAAAGUUAAAGGUGACAAAGGAUGGCAAAAGCGGUGGUUUGUCCUGACGAGUGAAUUUGUUCUGCUCCGUUACAAAGCAAAGAAGGUAAGGUUCUAGACUAUUAUCUUAAAUAUCAUAAGCGCCAUUUGCAUUACGUAAACAUUUUUUCACAUGUGCAUAAGUUGAAGCAAGGAGUGGUAUGCUCCAUAGCAGCUCCCUUUCGUAAGAUCGUCAGGAUCGAGCGCUCACUGGUACUAGACUGCGAGCAGUCUCUUAUUUUUCUUUUCAAAGUUGCUGCACGCGAAACCCACGCGCGCGAACCGCGAUAAUCCUUUAAUGUGACAUAACGUCGCGGUUUGCAUUUGCGCCGGCUGAGAUAAGAACUAGACGGAUUUUAAGAGAAAAGGCGGGCUGCAAGCAGUCUAACUGAUACGGGCGGCCGUCUUGGUUUCGUACAUUCAUCCAAGAUGGCCGCCCGUGAAUCAAGGCUCUCGAUCUCGAUGAUCUCACGAGAAAAAAGGAGUCUGAACAGCGUAACCCCUACCCUGCUUCCUCAUCGCCCCCCCACCCAGCCCCGCCACAAAUUUGCACAAUUUAAACUUGCGCUUCGGACUCGAAAUAGGCUAAUCAACAGCUUUCAACUAUAUAUCACUCGUUAAGGAGGCCGUGACUCUCCUUUUCAUUAAAGAAAAAUUCUUCUAAAAACUCAUGGCAAAAAUUUAUCGUCGUGAGCCAUUAGUUUGGAUCAUCCGUGACGUCAGUCCUACCAACUUGGCGGGAAAUUCAAGUGGCCGGAAUGUUAAACGUUUUGCCAGUUUCUUUCUUUUAAAAUGACCCCGCUAAUGCUUUUAUAGUUUAACCAGUGUAAUUUUUUUUAUUUCUUGACACAGGACAGUAAAGCAGAAUCAAACCUGCCUCUUCCAGGUUACACUGUUGACAAACCUACUUUGGUAAGUAGAUAAGUUAGUUUUGUGGUUGGUUGGUAGGCAAAGUCUCGAGAGACAAUGCUUGUGCGCCCUUGUCAAUCCGUGGCGCUGCUGCAACAUCUUGUGCGACUGCAGUGUAGGCCAAUGCGCGAGGGGCAGUCCCUUCUGCACACGGCGCAGAUGAAGUUGAAGGCGGGGAGAGUUUUUGCGGCGAGCGCGCUUCUCUUCCGCUUUCUGGUGACGUUUCUCCAGUUUGAAUAGCUGCCUUUAUUCAGUAACGUGUACAUAGAGUCAGUUCAGCGAUUUACCCUGACGCUAACUGUAUAGCAAUGUGGCGUAUGACCCACAACCUUAAGAUAGGUUUUCUGAAUUUCCUUCAAGGCUGACGAAGUGGACCGCAAAAAUGUGUUUAAGAUGCAUCAUAAGAAUCUCAGGGUUCAUUUUUUUCAAGCAGAAAGCGAAGAAAGUCUGAUCAGGUAUGUACUUUAUUAUAUUUUUAUUUUAUUAGCUUCGCCGAAGGAACAAACAAAAAAACCAUACAACGUAAUUUAACUAAAGAGGGGGGUCGCCAGGGACACCACAACAGAAUAAAAAGAGUUAGCCUGCGUAGCAGGCCCUUGGAGGUAGUGGGUGAAAGAGAGAACGGGCGCGCGCGAGGGAGACACGCGUGUCUCCUUCUCGCGUGCGUUCUCUUUUUCGCCCACUACUUCCAAGCGCCUGCUACGCCGGCUAAAAAAGAGUUUGAAAUGUUAAGAACGACAAAAUACAAGAAAAGAGACUAACUACAUACUACAAACGAUCGUACGAGAUAGCGGACGAACACCAUUACAUUUUAAACAAACAGUCUUAAACGUAGGCGGGUCAUCGCCGUCAAAAGAAGUGGCCAAUAGGGAGCUUAAGCAACAACGUUUUUGAGCGACGCACGUCAACCGGAAGUGGCCUUUUUUCAUUUUUUAACGGUGGUUUCGCGCAAAUUUUCAGUCAAAUCGCCCUUAUAACAGUAAAGAAGCUAAGGAAUACAAAUUUUAUAUCAUCAAGGCAUGUUAAGAGGGAAAAUACCUCACUUCCGGUUGACGUGCGUCGCUCAAAAACGUCGCUGCUUAAGCUCCCUAAUAAGCGAUUUAAAUAACGACAAACUCGGCACCGUCUGAUAUUGCUCUUGGAAAUCGUGCAUUGCGCGCCCAAAGUUAUCUGCUAGCAGAUAACUACAGUCGACUCCCGAUAACUCAAACCGUCUCGGGAAAUCGAAAAAAGUUCAAGUUAUCGGGAGUUUGAAACAAAUAACCGGAAAUAAGAAAAUAAGUAACUGGAUGGGAGAGAAUGCAAGAAAAAGCAACGAAGUAUACAGGAAUGGAAACUGAAUUUGAACUGGAGUGACAAUAAAAUAAAGUCAAAGAAUUGACACGGUUGAAAAUGUCUCGGACUUCAGCACACGGUUUUUUUUCCUGGCUUGUCACGCGCUUAUAACGCGGUUCGAGUUAUGGAAAAAUCAUAUAGAAACGAUCUGAAGGGAAACAAAAAUUACUUCGUAGUUAGCUAGGGUUCGCAUUACCGAGGGUAAAAUAACAGUAAAUGUAUGAAGGAAAUCCAGGAGAAAUCGACUUUGGUUCGAGUUAGCUCGAGGUUCGAGUUAGCGAGGGUUCGAGUUAUCGGGAAUCGAUUGUAUCUAACCUGUAGGUUGCGCUGAUUUCCAAAAUUAACUGUAGGCUUUUAGCCAAUAGGAAGAUAGAUAGUGAGUGCAAUGUAUAAUAACCUCAAUAAUUAUUCGCUGUUUCGUUAGGUGGAUGGAACUGCUAACACAGGCGACCAGGGCUGAAGAGAUUGACGUCAACAUGCUGCAAGUCAAGAAGAAAUAUGAACGAUCAAACAGCAGUUAAUGUCACACUUUACGUGGAUGGAUGCUUAAAGAUAUUCAAAGGAUACCGAGUUGAGUCCGCAAAUAGAAGUUUCAUAUCUACAAACGGCUACACGGGGAGCAAAGAAGUUAGGUUUAAACUCAGUUCUCUUGUGGCGCUAUUGUACAUGUGGCUGUACCAGCCCGUGUGAACACAACCUUUUUCCCUUUUUCUCCAUAAAGGAGUCCGGUCCCAGGCUAUAGGUCGAUAAAUGAGCGGUGGUAGUGUCAUGUGAUCGUGUUUCCAGUCUGGUCGGGCUAUCAUUGAAUAGGUCUCAGACUACAGGAGCGAUUGUCACACGAAUGACGUCGAACGAGGAGCAAAGCUAGAUGCUGAGGAGCCUGUAAAACAGGCGCCAUUUUGUCGCGUUUUUGUAGGCGAGCGAGGAGCGCCAGACUUGCGCGACCUGCCUUGCCCCGUUUGCGCGUCUCUGGUGCUCCUCGUUUCUCUGAAAAACGCAGAAAACUAACGCCUGAUCUGCAGGCUAAAUGCCGAGAAAAGCAAGACUAAUAAGAGCCUAUGGUCGCUUUUGAUUAGCGGUCAAUAAUUUUCAAAUCAAAAAGGCCCUCAAAGGGCUCGUUCAUCACACAAAAAUUAACUUAGGUUAGACCCUAGUAAGUAGGGUGAACUAUGUUUAGAAGGAGACUUUUUGGUGAACAAAUCUUAGGAUUGCAUUUUUAAAGUUAUAAAAUUCUUUUCCGCGUCGGAUGACGCUACAAUUGGUUACGUUUAGACGUUCAAAAACUGAAGUAGCUCUGAAAUCAAGUGUCAAACAUGAAUCCAGACUUCUGCUCACAGUGAUCCUAUUUAUUUUCCCUUCAGUCACUAAAUGACACUAUUUUGAGAUGACUGUGGAAAUCUGUCAGAUUAGGUUGAGUGAACACUCCAAAUCUUUGUUUUUUGUUCUACGUGGAACGUUAUUCGUCAUUUGCAUAUCUCCCGUAAUACACCUCCCCCCCCCUCCCCCCCCGCCCCAAGUUUUGCGUACAGCCGUCCCAAGAGAAACUGAAAACAAUGCUUAUGCAAAAUUUUGGGUGGCAAACAAUAUGUAUUUUGCGAGAUAUGCAAGUGUCAAAUACCAAUUUGGUGUGAUGGGUCCCCUGUUUGUUCAACUUGUUCUUUCCGGUUUCUAGCAAGAAAACUAGAGGAUUUUCGAAUUGGAACCGUUGGGUUCUACCAGUAUGUACAAAUGAGUGACUGUUGGAGACAACCCUGCUAUCAAAGCCUUUCUUCCCUUGCUUGAUUUUGAGGUACUCAAUCAGGAAAACAAAAGGAGACUCUGGUUACAGGAAGGAUGGAGGCUACCCUUGAGUGGUAAAGACGUCACUGAUCUUAAUUAACUUCAUUUCGGUAAAAAAAAUCCACUCAUCUAGACCUUAUGCUUGGUCACUAGCACAUUGUUAUGUUUAUCAUAUGUGAGACGAUUAGUUAUUUUUAAACCUUGAGUGUUGUUCUUAUCAUGAAUCAAAGCUUGAUACCCAACCAACAUCUGUUAUACACAUCCGGGUGAUUGGGCUGUUUUGGAAUAGCACUGGCUAUAAAUAGAAUUCGCAAGAUUUCCAAGUGUGGUUUUGGCUGGUCAGAAUGGCAGCACCUAGUAGCUUGGUAAAGUGUUGCUUAGCAAACAUUCAAUCCUUUCGUACAUCAAAAUCGAGCAAGCGAAAGAAAGGUUCUGGAUGAAGAGUGGUUGGAGACUACCCUUGAGCGGUAAAGACGUAGAGAAAGCUGUUGUUUUCUACACUACAAGAACGAAAUAAGACAACUCGAGGUUCGUUUUGACUAAAUUUUAUUUUAAACAAUAGAAAAACACCUUCUAUUUAAACUUUUUGUAUAAAGUUUUUAAAGAACCCUUGUCUGUAAUGUCAGCCAUGCCAUUGCCUCAUUUUAAACUAACAGGAACAUUGCAGGAGACGAUUUCCGAUAAAAGAGAGGUUAAGCAAAGACGUUUUUGAGCGACACACGUCAACCAAAAUGGAGCACUUUUCCCUUUUAAUAUGCCUUGAUACUACUAAAUUUGUAUUGGUAGGAGGUUCCUUUACUCUUAAAGAGACGAUUUGCUCGAGAAUGUGGGCAAAACCACUGCCAAAGAAUGUAAAAAGUCCACUUCCAGUUGACGUGCAUCGCACAAAAGCAUCUCUGCUUAAGCUCCCAAAUUUACAAUCACAUGUAAGAUCCUACAACAUUAGAGACUGGGUCUACUAUUACACUACUUAAGUAAUGCAGAGAUAUUAGUAUCAAGCACAUUAUGAAGAGCAGAAGUUAUUUUGUAACAAU
Messenger RNA from Porites lobata, 14873 nucleotides. The record is from the annotation of a GenBank genome assembly. NCBI's taxonomy places the organism in Eukaryota, Metazoa, Cnidaria, Anthozoa, Scleractinia, Poritidae.